Messenger RNA from Mya arenaria, 1373 nucleotides. RefSeq lists its product as uncharacterized. NCBI's taxonomy places the organism in Eukaryota, Metazoa, Mollusca, Bivalvia, Myida, Myidae. Bases 34 to 750 code for a protein of 238 amino acids. Gene Ontology annotation, cellular component: nucleus. The record is from RefSeq and is a predicted model, not a curated record. The transcript has 8 exons.
UUUGACAGACGGACUUCUGCAUAGAACUUCACAAUGUCAGAAAGGAAGCAAAAUUGGUCGUCGCGGGAGUUGGAAGAACUCGCUACUGGGCACACAAAACACAGCACCUUUUUAACUUCCAAGCACGGCCCAAGUUCUUCAGAGGCAGAGAAGAAAAGAGUUCUAAAUGAAAUUUUGUUGAGUGUGAACAGUGUUGGCGGGAAUGGGAGGACGAUUGAUGAAAUGUCCAAGAAGUGGAAGGAUUUGAAGAGUCGAACAAAGAAAAAGGAGCAGGGUCGCCUGAAAGCCCUGAGGAGUUCAGGAUUGGGGGAGAUACCAAAAACCCUUAUCCUAACAGAGCUGGAGGAAAGGGUCCUAUCAUGCAUUCCAGCGGUAUCUGUGACCGGUAUUCAGACUGGAGUGGACACUAACAGAUCAUUUUCCAAGUUCUUAGGAGUGGCCAAUGAAGAUGAGGUAGAAGUGGCCGCUAAAGAAAAUUGCCCUUCAGCGGCUGACUACACAAACUGUGCUGAAUCGUCAAGUGACACAGUAAAAAAUGUAAGAUGUAGUUCUGGGACAUCCUCAACAGGAAAAAGGAAGCGUGAAUAUUAUGACUGCCAGUGCUCGGACGAGCUGAUCAGUUUACAGAGGGAACUGUUGGCAGAGAGCAGGACUCGCAAUGAACUGCUGCGGGAAAUAAGCGGGUCCCUUAAAUCUCUUGUUUCGCAACGAGACCAACAGACAUUAAAUGAUUUACUUGGUUUUCAAUGAACUUACAUAUCAACAUUAUUUUAUUGACAUUUUUAAGGUAAGCCAUCCAUUAUAAUGAUAUUCAUGCUUUAAAAAUUAAGUACAUAAAAUCAGGAUGGACUAUAUUUUUUAUUAUAACUAUAAUAAUCCUUCAAUUACCCUAAGAUAUAACAACAGCUUGACUAGCCAAUCACGCAUAUGGAAUGAAUUCUACCUGGUAGACAUACCCAGUAAUCUUUUUUAAUGGCAAAAUACAAAUAACUGCUAAACUUAAAUAAAUUGUAAACUUUUUGGUAUUUAAGUUAGUAAGUUUCAAUGCAUUGUACACAUCGAUGCCAAGUUUAUGACAGUUUUCAACAAUUUUCUUUUUUCUCGCUAUUUUAUCAUACGUGAGAAAGCCCCUUUAAAGAUGCUCUUGCUCCUACAUCAGAUUUACCAGAUAUAUAAUUGUUUAAUUAUAUACAACACAAAACCACUCUCUCACGCAACAUUGUGCUGAAGAGAGUGAUUAAUAUAAGGUGUAAUAGCUUCUUUUACAAUUGUUGUAAAAAAUAAAUUAAGUCUUAACCCAUGUUUUCAGCUAGUUCAUACAUAGAUCAAGUCUUGUUAAUAAACAAUUUCCAUGAAUGCAUUAGUAAAAAGUG